Molecule: messenger RNA, 4191 nt
Organism: Fusarium mangiferae
Lineage: Eukaryota; Fungi; Ascomycota; Sordariomycetes; Hypocreales; Nectriaceae
Exons: 2
Coding region: 1-4191 (1396 amino acids)
Biological process (GO): transmembrane transport
Cellular component (GO): membrane
Molecular function (GO): ABC-type transporter activity; ATP hydrolysis activity; ATP binding
Source: RefSeq, a predicted model, not a curated record
AUGGCGAGCAACGACGGGAAGACCUUCCCCCCAAGGAAGUGGUACAGAAGAGUGCCAUUCCUAUCAGCCAAGCCAAUACAGCAGAGACUCACAGCGCCAAAGGUCUCUACGCCAGGCAAUGUCGAGCAUCAGAAUGAAGACAAGCUUCCUAUGCCAGAGCUCCAGGCAAAUUGGCUGUCGAUUUUGACCUUCAACUGGCUGGGACGUCUUUUGCGGACGGGUUACACACGACCUCUCCAAGCAGAGGAUCUGUAUGACAUGCCCAGCGAUAGGUUGGCAGAAGAUCAUGCAAAUCGCCUGGAAGAAGCUUGGGCUGCAAGACUUGCUGUGAAUCAAGGACGAAAGCCUGUUACUUCGUCGAAUCCGUUCUCAUGGAGACCGUUCUGGGCGAGACAUACCACUGAUACAACUGUCUUGACCUUGGCUCUCAAUGAUGUAUGCUUCAAAUGGUUCUGGCUUGGCGGACUCUUCAAGUUGGCUGGAGACUUGUCACAAAUUUUAUCGCCUCUACUCAUCAGAUUCCUUAUCGCUACUUUAUCCGACUCAUCGCAACAAGGUCUUCGUUCAGGCUUUGGCUACGUCGUUGGACUUUUCCUUCUUCUUGUCUUUUCUGUCACCUCCAACGUCCAUGGCUUCUAUCGCUCUUACACCACCGGUGUCUUGCUCCGUGGUGCAUUGAUGCACGUCAUUUAUCGCAGAGCAACCACGCAGCUCAGCGAAAAGGCCAAGCUGAAACAUGGUCUCGGUACUGGAAAACUCAUGAGUCUCAUCAGCGCUGAUGUGACGCGAGUUGACUUCUGCUGUGGCUACUUCCAUGUCGCAUGGACAAGUAUCUUCCAGAUGCUGCUCUGCUUCGCCUUGACCGUCUGGACCAUGGGAUACAGCGCUCUGCCGGGAUUCGGCCUGCUUGCAUUCCUGUACCCUCUCCAGUCUUUCAUGAUGGGCCGUCUACUUCGACUGCGACGGGGCAGCAUGCCGUUCACAGAUGCCCGAGUCAAGGCUGUCGUUGAAGCAGUUGCUGCUAUUCGCCUCGUCAAAACAAACGCUUACGAGGAGAGUUUGCUCUCCAAGAUCGGAAAGCUGAGGUCUGACGAGGUAGUGUAUAUCCGCAAGAGGAUGCUUCUCAGGGCCCUCAACACUGCGGUCUCUUACACGGCGCCGACUCUUGCUUCGGUCGUUAGCAUUGUUUGCUAUGGAGCGACUAGCAAAAAUGGCAUGGAUGCAGGCGUUGUGUUUUCUGGCCUUGCAUAUUUCAUGCUGUUGAGAACACCUCUUCAAGCUCUUCCUACUGCUCUGUCAGCUAUUGCAGAUGCUUGGGCUGCGCUGGAGCGACUGGCGUUGUUUAUGCUUGCUUCCGAUGUAGACCCUGAUGCGCCUUCAUCUAGCCCUCAAACUAGUUUGGGCUACUCUAGUGAGGAGGAAGAAGCGUCUGAUGCCGUGAUAAAAGUCGAGGAUGCCACUUUUGCAUAUCACGAUGACUCGCAACUACUGGCAGCGGAAGAAGGGAAGGAUGUGGCCCAGGAACAAUCAGAGAGCAAAGCGCUUAGUCAGAGUCAGAGACUUAUGAUAGACUCGUUACUAGUGAAGCGCAAUCAGCUCUUCUGCAUUGUUGGAGCCGUUGCAUCAGGCAAAACCUCGGUCUUGAGGGCACUUCUCGGCGACAUGCAUCUCAUCCAAGCGCGUUCCUAUCAGCUCAGCCUCACGACUGCUUCAUCUCAGAUUGCCCUAGCCCCACAAACCGCAUGGCUUCUGAGCGAAACGGUGAGAGAGAACAUCGUCUUUGGUAGACCUCUCGACCUCGCGUGGUAUGACGAGGUUCUCACACGCUGCUGUCUCCAUCAGGACAUGAACGCUUUGCCGGAUGGUGACAUGACAGUCGUCGGCGAGAAUGGAGUUUCGCUCUCUGGUGGUCAGAAGCAGCGUAUCAGUCUUGCGAGAGCUAUAUACGGCAGAAGUCCACUCCUCUUCCUUGAUGACUGUUUCUCAGCCCUAGAUGCUCACGUUAGUGCUCGUGUUUUCGGUAUGGUCGUCAAUCAAGCACGUCGCAAUAACGAAGGCACUAUCGUUCUGGUUACACACUCGAUUCCGUUUGCUAGGCAAGCUGAUCACAUUGUAUACAUGGAAAAGGGCCGCAUUGCUGAGCAGGGCUCAUUUGAGCAAUUGUACAGUCAGAAUGGAGACUUUUCUCAGUUCGCAGGUUCUUCAUCUCUGGUCUUGGACUCAGACUCAGAUUCAGAAACCGCCGGUAGUGGUGAUUCCGAGAAGGCUGUGCCUGAUGAAUCCACCACGGCGGGGACACGGACAGAUAAGGCCAAGCCUGAUACCAAGGACAAACAGGUAACCCAGACUCGCGGCAAGGAGUUGAUGCAGACUGAAGAAAGAGUCGUCGGCUCAGUCAGCGGCCGAACCUACAUCCGCUACGCACAAUUCGGCAACGCCUGGCUCACAGGUCCUCUCCUCAUUCUCUCUAUUGCUAUCUACCAAGGAACCAGCGUCGUCUCACCACUCUGGCUUAGCUGGUGGCAGAAGAACCAGUAUACUACCAUAUCUGAAGAUGCAUACAUGGGAGGAUACGCAGCUUUCGGAGCUGGCCAAUCCCUUGGUCUGUUCUGUAUGAGCGCGACAUUUGCACUCUUCUGCUUCUGGUGCUCCAACAAGCUUCACCAUGCGUCCAUGUCCAAGGUCCUUCUUGCGCCUGUCUCUUUCUUCGACACUACGCCUCAAGGCCGUAUCACGCAUCGAUUCAGCAAAGAUGUUGAUGCGGUGGAUAACGUGGUGGGUGAGACUCUGCGCCUAUUCAUCUCAACCUUUGUCCAGGUCCUGGGCACAAUCAUUGUCGUCAGCAUCAUUGUACCAGCUUUCCUAGCUAUCGCAGCCGCCUUGCUUCUCAUCUACACUUGGACGGGCAUGUACUACCGCCCAUCAUCACGAGAACUCCGCCGACUCAACAAUCUGCUUCGAAGUCGCAUCUACGAGCAUUUCGGCGAGUCUCUUUCGGGUCUUCCCACUCUCAAGGCCUUUGGCGCCAUCCCUCGUUUUGUUGACGAUAACGCGCGCAAGAUUGACACGGAGAACACUGCUUACUGGCUAUCAGUCUCUUGUCAGCGCUGGCUGAACCUCCGUCUGGACCUUUGUGGCGCGACUCUUGUUUUGGCUGCAGGUUUGCUGGUUGUUGGACUUCGCGGUACCAUUGAUCCUUCGUCUGGCGGUGUUGUCUUGUCCUACAUUGUCACGGCUCAGGCUGUUUUUGGCAACAUGAUCCGUCAGAGCGCAGAGAUCGAGAACAACAUGAACUCAGUGGAGAGAAUGCUUCACUACGCCUACAAUAUUGAGCAGGAGCCUGCGCAUCAGGUCGACGAUGUUGAUAAGGAGCUGAAGACCGGUCAAUGGCCACAUGCUGGUCAUGUUCAGUUCCAAUCUUUUACCCUCAGUCAUCGUCCUGGACUUGAGCCUGCACUCAAGGACGUGAACCUGGAUAUCAAAGCUGGUGAAAAGGUCGGCAUUGUCGGCCGUACAGGUGCUGGCAAGACAACGCUAAUCUCUGCGUUAUUGCGAAUCACUGAACCUACGAGUGGUCGAAUCCUCAUCGAUGGAGUCGAUAUUCACACCGUCGGCCUUCACCUCCUCCGAUCAAGCCUCUCCGUCAUCAGCCAAGAUGCCGUUCUUCUAGCCGGUACCAUCCGCUAUAACCUCGACCCUUUCCAACAAUACGACGACGAGUGGCUACAACAAUGCCUGGACCGCGUUGGGCUCGGCCAAUCUGUCAAAGAACAAGAUAGAGAAGCAGAAGAAAACGAGAAGCAUGAUUCUGAGUCCAGCAGUGAGGGAUCAAGUCUAAACCUAGACUCGGAGGUCAAGGAGAACGGUUCCAACAUCUCCCAAGGUCAAAGAUCUCUCAUUUCCAUAGCUAGAGCGCUCGUUCGAAAGUCCAAGAUUGUUAUUCUGGACGAGGCAACGGCCUCUAUUGAUGGCAGAGCGGACGCGAAGCUUCAAGCCAUGCUGAACGAAGUCGUUGGCAACGCAACCGUCCUUACCGUGGCUCAUCGACUAGAUACAAUUGUUGCUACGUGUGACAAGGUCGUCGUGAUGGACAGCGGCAGAGUAGUUGAGUUUGACACUAUCUCGGAGCUGUAUGCCAGUCCAGGCAGUGUGUUUAGAUCUUUGUGCGAUGCAGCAAAGAUUUCCAUUUAG